This is a messenger RNA of Fusarium venenatum, 909 nucleotides long. RefSeq names its product SURF4 family-domain-containing protein. Gene Ontology annotation, cellular component: endoplasmic reticulum; membrane; endoplasmic reticulum-Golgi intermediate compartment. NCBI's taxonomy places the organism in Eukaryota, Fungi, Ascomycota, Sordariomycetes, Hypocreales, Nectriaceae. The record is from RefSeq and is a predicted model, not a curated record. Gene Ontology annotation, biological process: Golgi organization.
AUGUCCAACCGAUUCAACUCUGGCUACGGCCUCGGUGGCCCCGCGCCCUACGGCGGAUCCCAGGCUGCUGAUCCUCAGCAGGGCGAGGGCUUUCUCGAGCAGAUUCGUCCCUAUACCAGCAAGAUUGAGGAUGCGCUCGACACCAUCAGCGAGCCUGUCAAGCCCUAUCUCCCUGCCAUUGGCCGUUUCCUGAUCGUUGUCACCUUCUUUGAGGAUGCUCUCCGUAUCGUCACCCAAUGGUCCGACCAGCUGCUUUACCUGAAAGAUUACCGUCACAUUCCUUCUGGUAUUACCCACCUGUUCCUGCUUGUCAACAUCAUCGCCAUGUUCUCUUGCUCCACCCUGGUCAUCAUCCGAAAGCACUCCGACUACGCCGUCGCCGGUCUCAUGGGCGUUGUCGUCACCCAAGCUCUUGGUUACGGUCUCAUCUUCGAUCUUAACUUCUUCCUCCGAAACCUCUCUGUCAUUGGUGGCCUGGUCAUGGUCCUGUCCGAUUCGUGGGUGCGCAAGACUCAGGUCUUUGCAGGUCUUCCCCAGAUCGACGAGAAGGAUCGCAAGAUGUACUUCCAGCUGGCUGGCCGUGUCCUCCUGAUCUUCCUCUUCAUUGGAUUUGUCUUCAGUGGCGAGUGGUCGCUCUGGCGCGUCAUUGUCUCCUCACUCGGUGGCAUCUCCUGCGUCAUGGUUGUCGUUGGAUUCAAGGCAAAGUACAGCGCCACUCUGCUCGUUGUCAUUCUGAGCAUCUUCAACUUGUUGGUCAACAACUUCUGGACUCUCCACGAGCACCACCCCCACAAGGACUUUGCCAAGUACGACUUCUUCCAGAUCCUGUCUAUCGUCGGUGGACUCCUACUCCUCGUCAACAGCGGCCCAGGCCAGUUCAGCAUCGACGAGAAGAAGAAGGUCUACUAA